CCCGCCCCCUCCUCGCGAGCUAACGGGCGUCUCUCGCGCGCUCCCUUCCCUCCGCGUGGGUGUGAGUGCGCGAUCCUCCUACCUCGGCCUUCUCCCCAUUGUUUCUUCGCGGCCACCACGAGACCCCUCCCCCCAGUGCUGUUCCCCCCUCCCCCGCCCCGGUGUAAACGGUGCCUGUGGGGCCCCCCGAACGAAGGGAGGGGGCACCCCUGAACCCUUUCCUCUGCGCGUAGCUCCUCCUCUCCCGGGCCAGGACCCCAUUACAGGCUCUGUCCUCUCCCCUCCCCCUCUCCCCCGGCAACCGCUCUCCCUCGCCCCCUCCCCUCAGCGGGUCCUCCUCUUUCUCUCCUUCUCCCUCUCCCUCCUCCUCCCCCUCCCCAUCCCUUCCCCCCCACAAUGCAGUUCGCGGCGCGGCGGACAUGGCGGUGGAGUCCUGAGCUAGUCGUGUCCCGGCCUCCAGCGGCGGCAGCGGCGACGGCGGCGGCAGCAGGAGGCGGAGGGAGAGCAGGAACCACUGAGAUGAGGAGGCGUCGCGCGCGCCUGUAGCUCGCGGGCCUCGCAGUUUGCUUGCCUAAACUGGAUUUGAAGCAAUUUAAACUACUGGAGAUCUGCCAUUUUAUAAUAUCACAAUUGGAAAGAAACAGAUUUUCAAAUAAUGGAAGAAUCUAAAACCUCAAAAAGUGAAAAUCAUGAACCAAAGAAGAAUGUUAUUUGUGAAGAAAGUAAAGCAGUUCAAGUUAUAGAUAAUCAAACAUUGAAAGCUAGAAAUGAUAAAUCCGUAAAAGAAAUUGAGAACAGCUCUCCAAAUAGGAAUAGUAGUAAAAAAAAUAAGCAAAAUGAUAUUUGUAUAGAAAAAACAGAAGUUAAAUCAUGUAAAGUAAAUGCUGCCAAUCUUCCAGGUCCUAAAGAUUUGGGGUUAGUCCUUCGAGAUCAAAGUCAUUGCAAAGCAAAAAAAUUUCCUAAUUCACCGGUGAAAGCCGAAAAGGCAACCAUUUCACAGGCAAAAUUAGAAAAGGCAACCAGUUUACAGGCAAAAGCAGAAAAAUCACCAAAGUCACCCAAUUCAGUGAAAUCAGAAAAAGCAUCCAGUUAUCAGAUGAAGUCAGAAAAGGUACCAAGUUCACCAGCAGAAGCAGAAAAGGGACCCAGUUUACUGUUGAAAGACAUGAGACAGAAGACAGAAUUACAACAGACUGGAAAAAAAAUUCCAAGCUCCUUUACUUCUGUGGACAAAGUGAAUAUUGAAGCUGUAGAGGGAGAAAAAUGUGCUCUGCAAAACUCACCACGAUCUCAGAAGCAACAGACAUGUAUAGAUAAUACUGGUGAUUCUGAUGAUAGUGCUUCAGGAAUUGAAGACGUAUCGGAUGAUUUAAGUAAAAUGAAGAAUGAUGAAUCUAAUAAAGAAAAUUCUUCAGAGAUGGACUAUUUAGAAAAUGCCACUGUGAUAGAUGAAUCUGCAUUGACACCUGAGCAGAGGCUGGGGUUGAAACAAGCAGAAGAACGCUUAGAAAGAGAUCACAUCUUUCGACUUGAAAAACGAUCACCAGAAUAUACCAAUUGUCGGUAUCUAUGCAAACUUUGCUUAAUUCACAUUGAAAAUAUCCAGGGGGCUCAUAAACAUAUAAAGGAGAAACGACAUAAGAAAAAUAUUUUGGAAAAACAAGAAGAAAGUGAGCUUCGUUCUCUGCCACCUCCUUCCCCUGCCCACUUGGCUGCUUUAAGUGUUGCAGUCAUUGAAUUAGCAAAAGAACAUGGAAUAACAGAUGAUGACCUCAGAGUCCGUCAGGAAAUUGUGGAGGAAAUGUCAAAGGUUAUAACGACAUUUUUACCAGAAUGUUCACUUAGGUUGUAUGGCUCAUCUCUGACUAGAUUUGCUCUGAAAAGUAGUGAUGUUAAUAUAGAUAUAAAAUUUCCUCCCAAGAUGAAUCAUCCAGAUCUUCUGAUAAAAGUACUUGGGAUUUUAAAGAAAAAUGUAUUAUAUGUAGAUGUGGAAUCUGAUUUUCACGCUAAAGUUCCUGUUGUGGUGUGCAGAGAUCGAAAAAGUGGUUUACUUUGUAGAGUGAGUGCAGGAAAUGAUAUGGCAUGUCUCACUACUGAUUUACUUACUGCCCUUGGCAAAAUAGAACCUGUCUUUAUUCCCUUGGUGUUAGCCUUUCGCUACUGGGCUAAGUUGUGCUAUAUUGACUCCCAAACUGAUGGUGGAAUCCCUUCUUACUGUUUUGCUUUAAUGGUGAUGUUUUUUCUACAACAGAGAAAACCCCCUCUUCUUCCUUGCUUACUUGGAAGUUGGAUUGAAGGCUUUGACCCAAAAAGAAUGGAUGACUUUCAGCUGAAGGGCAUAGUAGAAGAGAAGUUUGUGAAGUGGGAAUGUAAUUCAAGUAGUGCAACUGAGAAAAACUCAAUUGCUGAGGAAAACAAAGCUAAGGCAGACCAACCAAAAGAUGAUACCAAGAAGACAGAAACAGACAACCAAAGUAAUGCCAUGAAGGAAAAACAUGGCAAAUCUCCUUUAGCAUUGGAAACACCAAAUCGGGUAUCCUUGGGACAGUUAUGGUUAGAGCUGCUUAAAUUCUACACACUGGAUUUUGCUUUGGAGGAAUAUGUCAUAUGUGUACGGAUACAAGAUAUUUUAACAAGAGAAAAUAAAAACUGGCCUAAAAGGCGAAUAGCCAUUGAAGAUCCAUUUUCAGUCAAGAGGAAUGUUGCACGGAGCUUAAACAGCCAGCUGGUUUACGAAUAUGUUGUGGAGAGAUUUAGGGCAGCUUAUCGGUAUUUUGCCUGUCCUCAGACGAAGGGUGGAAAUAAGUCUACAGUGGAUUUCAAGAAAAGAGAGAAGGGGAAAAUAAGCAAUAAGAAACCAGUCAAGUCGAACAAUAUGGCAACCAAUGGUUGUAUUCUGCUUGGGGAAACCACAGAAAAAAUAAAUGCAGAAAGAGAGCAACCUGUUAAAUGUGAUGAAAUGGACUGUACAUCACAGAGAUGUAUUAUUGACAACAACAAUUUGUUGGUAAAUGAACUAGAUUUUGCUGACCACGGACAGGACUCUUCAUCUCUUUCUACCAGCAAAAGCAGUGAAUUAGAGCCAAAAUUAGAUAAGAAACAAGAUGAUUUAGCGCCUUCAGAAACUAGUUUAAAAAAAGAGCUCAGCCAAUGUAAUUGCAUUGAUUUGUCUAAGUCGCCUGACCCAGAUAAAUCUACUGGAACAGACUGCAGGUCAAAUUUAGAAACAGAGAGUUCACUUCAGAGUGUGUGCACCGACACAUCUGCUACCUCUUGCAACUGCAAAGCUACAGAAGAUGCUUCUGACCUUAAUGAUGAUGAUAACUUCCCCACCCAGGAAUUAUAUUAUGUGUUUGAUAAAUUUAUUUUAACCUCUGGCAAGCCACCAACGAUAGUAUGCAGCAUCUGCAAAAAGGAUGGCCAUUCAAAGAAUGAUUGCCCAGAGGAUUUUAGGAAAAUUGAUUUAAAACCUCUACCACCAAUGACAAACCGAUUUCGGGAAAUACUUGAUUUAGUAUGUAAAAGAUGUUUUGAUGAGUUAUCACCACCUUGUUCUGAACAACACAACAGGGAGCAAAUUUUAAUUGGCUUGGAAAAGUUUAUUCAAAAAGAAUAUGAUGAAAAGGCAAGGUUGUGCUUAUUUGGCUCUUCUAAGAAUGGAUUUGGAUUUCGUGAUAGUGAUCUGGAUAUUUGUAUGACCCUGGAAGGCCAUGAAAAUGCAGAGAAAUUAAAUUGUAAGGAAAUAAUUGAAAAUUUGGCAAAAAUUCUUAAGAGACAUCCAGGUUUAAGAAACAUUUUGCCUAUAACUACUGCCAAAGUGCCUAUAGUAAAAUUUGAACACAGACGAAGUGGGUUAGAAGGCGAUAUCAGUUUAUAUAAUACGUUGGCUCAACAUAACACAAGAAUGCUAGCUACUUAUGCAGCUAUUGAUCCUAGAGUGCAGUAUUUGGGAUAUACUAUGAAAGUGUUUGCUAAGCGAUGUGACAUUGGGGAUGCUUCCAGGGGAAGUUUAUCUUCGUAUGCAUAUAUCCUUAUGGUGCUGUACUUUCUGCAGCAGAGAAAGCCACCUGUUAUCCCAGUUCUACAAGAGAUCUUUGAUGGAAAACAGAUUCCACAGAGAAUGGUUGAUGGAUGGAAUGCUUUCUUCUUUGAUAAAACAGAAGAACUGAAAAAGCGUUUACCUUCACUUGGAAAGAACACAGAAUCAUUAGGGGAGCUUUGGCUGGGACUGCUUCGUUUCUAUACUGAAGAGUUUGAUUUCAAGGAAUAUGUAAUUAGCAUUCGGCAGAAAAAGCUGUUGACAACUUUUGAGAAGCAGUGGACUUCCAAGUGCAUUGCAAUUGAAGACCCUUUUGACUUGAAUCAUAACCUUGGUGCUGGAGUUUCCAGAAAAAUGACCAAUUUCAUCAUGAAAGCAUUUAUCAAUGGAAGGAAACUUUUUGGUACCCCUUUUUAUCCACUCAUUGGCAGAGAAGCUGAGUACUUCUUUGAUUCCAGAGUAUUAACAGAUGGAGAACUGGCUCCCAAUGAUAGAUGUUGCCGUGUGUGUGGAAAAAUAGGCCACUACAUGAAAGACUGCCCUAAAAGGAAAAGCAGUUUACUGUUUAGACUAAAGAAGAAAGACAGUGAAGAAGAGAAGGAAGGGAAUGAAGAAGAGAAAGAUUCCCGAGAUGUUCUUGACCCCCGAGACCUCCACGAUACUCGAGACUUUAGAGACCCGAGAGACCUCAGAUGUUUUAUAUGUGGAGAUGCUGGACAUGUACGAAGGGAGUGCCCAGAGGUCAAGCUGGCCCGUCAGAGGAAUAGCAGUGUGGCAGCAGCCCAGCUGGUCCGCAACCUUGUAAAUGCUCAACAGGUGGCUGGUUCAGCUCAGCAACAGGGUGAUCAGUCCAUAAGGACUAGACAGUCAUCAGAAUGUUCUGAAUCACCAUCUUAUUCUCCUCAGCCUCAGCCAUUUCCACAGAACUCUUCCCAGUCAGCUGCUAUUACUCAGCCUUCAUCUCAGCCAGGAUCCCAACCUAAGCUUGGCCCACCUCAGCAGGGAGCCCAACCUCCCCAUCAGGUCCAGAUGCCACUGUAUAACUUUCCCCAGUCACCACCAGCUCAGUAUUCUCCCAUGCACAAUAUGGGAUUGUUGCCAAUGCACCCUCUCCAGAUCCCUGCCCCAUCCUGGCCCAUCCAUGGCCCAGUGAUCCACUCUGCACCAGGCAGUGCCCCCAGCAAUAUUGGCCUGAAUGAUCCCAGCAUCAUCUUUGCACAGCCUGCUGCCAGACCUGUGGCAAUCCCUAACACGUCUCACGAUGGACACUGGCCCCGUACCGUGGCUCCAAAUUCCCUGGUGAACAAUGGUGCAGUGGGGAAUUCAGAGCCAAGCUUUCGAGGACUGACUCCUCCAAUUCCUUGGGAACAUGCACCGCGUCCCCAUUUCCCCCUUGUCCCAGCUUCGUGGCCUUACGGUUUGCAUCAAAACUUCAUGCAUCAGGGAAAUGCCCGAUUCCAGCCCAACAAACCUUUCUAUACUCAAGCUGGUCUACCGAUGCACAGCAACCAGCCAAUCCUGCUGUCUCAAGGGUAUCCGUACCUCAAUGUCAGUUACAUUCAGCAGAAAAAGUGACAUUUAAUGGAAAGCAAAACAAAUCAGCAUCAGCAUCCUUCAGAAUCCUAUUAAGUGGUGGACUUAAAUCAUUUAUUAACAAGAUACCUGACCCAACUAUGCAUUCAUGUUAAAAUGACUUGGAGCAUUCAAGAUUUAAAUUAACAUUCAAUACUUCAUGUCCUUCCACAUCUUGGAGAACAGGUAAUGACGUAUACAGGGGUGUUUAUUAUUCUCUUUACUUUUGUACAUACAGUAGGUCCUCCAUAUCCAUGGGUUUUGCAUCUAUGGAUUCAACCAACCACAGAUAGCAGAUAUUAAAAAAAAAUGUGUACUGAACUUGUACAGUUUGUUAUUAUUCCCUAAACAAUAUAACAACUUUUCCCACAGAAUUUCCAUUGUAUGAGGCAUUAUAUGUAAUCUAGAAAUGAUUUAAAGUAUAAAGGAGGAUGUGCAUAGGUUAUAUGCAAAGACUACACUAUUUUAUAUCAGGGACCUGAGCAUCCUUGGAUUUUGGUAUAUCUGCGGGAGGUCCUGGAACCAACCCCCCACCAGAUACCAAGGGGAGGAUUGUAUUUGAAAUAUUCAUUAAAAAUAAAACAACUUCCAAUAACAGAAUGCCCCAACCCCUCAGCCUUUCUUCCUUAAGGAAGGCAGUAUAAUACCACUUGGCAAAACCUAUUAACUGGCAACCUAGUAACCAACAGCCUAGGUUUUACUUAUAUGAUAGUGUUAUAGAUACUAGUUUUCAGCAUCUCAUUUGCCCCUCCUUCAGUAACUGCCAGUGUUCAAUAAUUGGCAAAACUGUUCUGUUGAAAAACAUAUAUAGUUUAAAAUUGAUAUAGUAGAAACUCAGAUUUUAAGUCUGCAAAGUAGAUUAUGAGUUCAGAUUCAUUGUAGAGCAGUUAAGUAGAAAAUUAUCAAUCUUAUACAGGGAGAACACACACAUUUAAGACCAAAUUGUUUUGAAAUGUUCUGCUUAAUGACAUGGAGAUUAGUAUUUUCCCUUGACAUUAGGGUUAUUAAAAAUAUAAAUACGUACUGUAUAUUUGUUUAUAUCCCCUACAGAUGGACAUUUUUGCUGUUUCCAGUUAUUCUUAUAUAUACAUAUUACAUAUGUAAUGUGUAAAAUGAUGAUGGGAUAAAGCUAUUUGUGUGUACAUGUAAUUAUUCUAUUAGGGUGAAUUCCCCUAAGUGGGAUUACUGGGUAAAAGGAUCAAAAGUCCUAAGGUUCCUGCUACAUAUUGCCAAAUUGCCCUUCAUAAAAGUGGUUAUCAAUCUGUAGUUCCAGCAAACAAUACGUAAAAUGUGUUGGUAUGCUUACAAAAAGCUUUUAACUCCCAACAACUCAUUUCUUCCUUGUAGAAAUUAACAUGUUUAUUGUAAAAAGAAAAUAAGCAUUACAUAAAAGUACAAAGUUUAAAAAUCAUUCAAAAGUUCAUCAGCCAGAAAGAAGUACUAUCUGGUGAACUUCAUUCAUUCCAACCAUCUCUCUUAAUCAUACAGGCACAUAUAUACAAAUAGUUUUACAAAAGUGGGCUCAUAUGCUAUAUUUAACAAAUAUAGCAAAUUAACAAAAGGAAAACAAGUGUGAAACUGAAAAAAUGCUCAAUUUAAAUACUUUUUUCCCCACAAGAGAAUCUAGUCUUGUAAGAUUUCUCCUAAAAUUAAGGACAAUUACGGAAAACAAUAAAGAGGCUAUUUUUUUUUCUAGCUUCAUGUAUGUUUUAAUUAGAGACUGUACGUGAUUCCUGCUAUGAAAGAUAAAACCAGCACACUCUACUUGUUAUUUCUGUAUAGGCAGUGUUCAUAAUAUUUGACUUUAUAAUCAUUGCCCAUUAUUUUUAAAGUUUCUGAAGUGUUUACUAACACUCCUUUUACUGAUUCUUUGUUCCUAAGUCCUUAAUUUGAUUCAUUUCUUCUUUAGUUGAAUUUCAUUAUUGGGCGGUUUUUUCCCAAAGACUCAUGAUUUGUACUUUUAAGUUCUUUCUUACAAACUUGAGAACAUCUAUAGCCUUUGUAUUUUAAGACAACUUUGGCAAAGUAUAAAAUUCCUGGCACUUUUUCUCAAACCUUUGGAGCCUUUUGCUUCAUUGCCUUCUUGUUAUAAGAUCUGAGACCAUCCUGACCCCAUUUAAUUCUUUUUUCUUUUUGAGACGGAGUCUCACUCUGUUGCCCAGGCUGGAGUGCAAUGGCGCGAUCUCGGCUCACUGAAAGCUCCGCCUCCCGGAUUCACGCCAUUCUCCUGCCUCAGCCUCCCUAAUAGCUCUGCCCGCCAGCACGCCCAGCUAAUUUUUUGUAUUUUUAGUAGAGACGGGUUUCACUGUGUUAGCCUGGAUGGUCUCGAUCUCCUGACCUCAUGAUCAGUCUGCCUCGGCCUCCCAAAGUGCUGGGAUUACAGGCGUGAGCCACCGCACCCGGCCAAUUCUUUUUAAACCAUCAGAAUAUUUCUUUAUUCUACAUAUUUCUCUUUUCCAUUUUUUAUUUCCUCCAGCCUAUUUUCUCUGUGCUGUUUUAUGUUUUGUGGUUUCUAGUAUAAGGCCUUUAAACUCCACCAAUCUUAUUUUCCAUCUCUUAAUCUCUUUUGAACUUUUUUUUUUUU
Molecule: messenger RNA, 8195 nt
Organism: Gorilla gorilla gorilla (western lowland gorilla)
Lineage: Eukaryota; Metazoa; Chordata; Mammalia; Primates; Hominidae
Gene: TUT4
Product: terminal uridylyl transferase 4
Exons: 31
Coding region: 656-5614 (1652 amino acids)
Molecular function (GO): zinc ion binding; RNA uridylyltransferase activity; nucleic acid binding
Source: RefSeq, a predicted model, not a curated record